Messenger RNA from Suillus clintonianus, 1016 nucleotides. RefSeq lists its product as uncharacterized. Bases 45 to 1016 code for a protein of 323 amino acids. Gene Ontology annotation, cellular component: endoplasmic reticulum tubular network. The transcript has 6 exons. Gene Ontology annotation, biological process: endoplasmic reticulum tubular network organization. The record is from RefSeq and is a predicted model, not a curated record. NCBI's taxonomy places the organism in Eukaryota, Fungi, Basidiomycota, Agaricomycetes, Boletales, Suillaceae.
UGUUCAACUGACGUGGUGUACACUUACUCUUCUUCCAACCCGUCAUGUCCCUCGUAACCCGCUGGUUCUCAAAGAGUGGUUCAGAGAACUACGAGGAGGUUCUCUCCGCACUUGCAGCUGAUGUUGCACGACGGCAGACACGUCUAGCAGAGAUCCGACUCCGUGAGCGGCGGACAACACUUCAGUUCACGCUUGGAACGCUCUCUCUAUGGAUUUCAUUUGUAUACUUGUGGUACGCGCGUAUGCUUCCUGCGACGUGGCAUGACUCGCUGUUAGCGAAAGUAGCAGUCCUAGUGGGACCUGUAAUAAUAUUGUUUGCACGGAGAAUGAUGCAGAUAUGGUAUUCGUGGAAAGGCGGACGCGAAGAGAAAACCCUCAGAGUCGUCACUCAAAAGCAGCGCGCUAAAGUUGAAGAAAUCAAGAAAAAGACCAAUUAUGACUCGACACGGAGCCUGCUUGAGAAAUACGCCGAUCCUGGCACCCCGAUGCGGCGCCUGCAGCCUUCACAGCCCCGUACACCACUGCCCAUAACCCAACAGGCACACCUGCAAACACCUAUCGCCCAGCAAAGAAAUUUACCUCUACAGCUUUCGCCAACGCCACAGCCAAUUCAACCGACCCGCAAGCAAUGGUAUGACAAACUCGCCGAUGCCAUUUUGGGUGACGAGGAAUCCUCAAUGAGCGUGGCUGCCUCGCGCUAUGCACUUAUAUGCCAGAAGUGCUUCUCACACAAUGGAUUGGUCAAGGAGAGCGUUUGGGAGGACACCCAGUACGUUUGCCCGAAGUGUGGCUACCUUAAUCCUUCCGCUCGGUCAAAGAGAUUGGGACUUCAGCGCACGCCAUCUCCACCUGCCAAUAUGGACACGGAUCCUCCGCAACCUGCCUCCAUGGAGGGCGUGGAGUCAACCGCGCCGUCCGCCGACAUGGUGCCUGAGAAGAAAGAGGGGCUCCGGUCGCGAGAGAUGGCUGGCCGCACACGAGGUGAUGCAAUGCAGGCAGAGCACUCCACAUCGUAA